Molecule: messenger RNA, 1113 nt
Organism: Monosiga brevicollis MX1
Lineage: Eukaryota; Choanoflagellata; Craspedida; Salpingoecidae
Exons: 2
Coding region: 1-1113 (370 amino acids)
Source: RefSeq, a predicted model, not a curated record
AUGAAGAUUCGCCGUUCCGGCAGUGAUGAUGCUGGUGUGGAUGUGAUGUGUCUUGAGAGGGCCGGCACAGCCUUGGCAGGCGUUGAAGGAUUGCGCGAGAGGCUCAAGGCCGAGGAAAUGCGUCACGCAGAGACAAAGAAAGAGUUGAAGCUGCUGAAGCAGGAAAUCAGCCAACAGAAGGACCGGAUUUGCAAGCUCGAGGACACCGUCGAGCGCCUCCAGGGCACCAUUGACGGGCUCAAGCAGGAGAUGGCCGACAUGAAGAAGACUCACAGUGAGGAGAUGGCCGACAUGAAGAAGACUCACAGCGAGGAGAUGGCCGACAUGAAGAAGACUUACAGCGAGGACAUGGCCGACAUGAAGAAGGCUCACAGCGAGGACAUGGCCGACAUGAAGAAGGCUCACAGCGAGGACAUGGCCGACAUGAAGAAGGCUCACAGCGAGGAGAUGGCCGACAUGAAGAAGACUUACAGCGAGGACAUGGCCGACAUGAAGAAGGCUCACAGCGAGGAGAUGGCCGACAUGAAGAAGGCUCACAGCGAGGACAUGGCCGACAUGAAGAAGACUCAUAGCGAGGAGAUGGACGAGAUGAAGAGAGACCUCUACCUGAAGCUUGACGAGCAGCAGAGAGCACGAGAACAGGACAAGAGGAUUCAUCAGAGCGCUCGCGAGAAAGAUCGCGCCCGGUUUGUGGCCGGUCAAGUCGCGCAUGUCUUCAUCAACCGUUUGGGUUGCAAGUUCUUGGGAGAUGCUGCUUGGAAGAAGCAACGUCGCCAUGUAUCCAACCUGGAUGAACUGUUGGAGAUGAUGGCCGAGAAUGCGGCGCCACUCGAACAACUUUUGAAGGAUAACUUUGGCGACUUGGAUACGGAAGAGAUCUGCGACGUCAUUUACGAGGUCAAGGCGAUGCGGAACCCUUGCGCCCAUCCCGUGUGCCUUGAUCCCGAGCACACUGACAAUCAGUGCGAGUGUAACCCCGACCCGCAGACUUUGAAGGCUGCUGUCCUCAAAGCUGUUCAGAGUCGACAGAAGCGUAUCAUGUCUCUGAUGGUUGAUGUCAAUGACAAGCUGGCGCGAGAGCGCCACGACGUGCGCCAGCUUGAAGUUUUAUAA